AUGUUUGGGCGCGUGAAUCCGAUUGCGUCUGUGCGCACGCUCGCGCAGCGCCCUGCCGCGCUUCGUGCGGGUGCGAUGCAGCGCCGCUACGCGGGUGGUCAGCCUAGCUACAACGAGCCGACGGGAUACCUCUUUGGCGAAAAGCCUCCUGCACCGGGCCACAAGCGCGAAAAGGCUGCCUGGGAGCCGAUCUGGUACUACGGUUUCUACGGCGGCAUGGCGGCGUUUGCCGUCCUGCUAUACUACAAGCCCGACCGCAGCGUCCGGCAGCUCGCGCCGGAGGCCGAGAAGCGCCUCGACGAGUCGGGCGCCGCGUGGCGCUACAAGCCCUCGCCGAACUCGGGCUACCCGAACGGUGUUCCCAAGUAG
This is a messenger RNA of Malassezia japonica, 369 nucleotides long. RefSeq lists its product as uncharacterized. The transcript has 3 exons. Lineage: Eukaryota; Fungi; Basidiomycota; Malasseziomycetes; Malasseziales; Malasseziaceae. The record is from RefSeq and is a predicted model, not a curated record. The coding region runs from base 1 to 369 and encodes 122 amino acids.